AUGGCUGCCGCCGUAGCGAACCAGCCCAAGCACGACUGGGCCGACGACGACGAUAUCGAGGAGACCUCCACCGAUCUCCCCGAGCCUCAGACCAUCUCCAACAAGGAUGGAACAAAGACCAUCAUCACAUUCCGUUACGAUGACGACGGCCGAAAGGUCAAGACCACCCGCCGAAUUCGCUUCACCACCCACACCGAGACCGUAAACCCCCGCGUCGCCGACCGAAAAACCUGGCCCAAGUUCGGCCUCAGCGCAAAGGAUCCCCCCGGCCCUGCCCCCGACACCACCUCCGUCGGCGAGAACAUCAUCUUCCGACCAAGCGUCAACUGGCGAAAGGCCGAGAAGGAUGAGUCCGCCGACGCCAACGCCCAGUCCAUGAAGGACAAGCUCAAGGACAAGCAGGUCAAGUGCCGUAUCUGCAACGGUCAGCAUUUCACUGCCAGAUGUCCCUACAAGGAUACCAUGGCGCCUAUUGGAGAGACUCCCGCCGGGGAUGUUGCUGCUGGUAUGGGAGACGAGCCCGCGGCUGCUGGCGCGGGCGCUGCUGGUAACAAGAAGGGUUCAUAUGUUCCCCCCGCUCUGCGUGGAACUGGAUCAGCUGGCGAGAGAAUGGGGUCAAAGUUCGGCGAGAGGGACGACUUUGCUACACUGCGUGUCACCAACGUCUCCGAGAUGGCAGAGGAGCAAGAACUGCGCGACAUGUUCGAGCGCUUCGGCCGCGUCACCCGAGUAUUCCUUGCCAAGGACCGGGAAACCGGUAUGGCCAAGGGCUUUGCGUUCAUCAGCUUCGCAGACCGGGGCGAUGCCGUCAAGGCCUGUGCGAAGAUGGACGGAUUUGGUUUCAAGCAUCUCAUUCUGCGGGUGGAGUUUGCCAAGAAGGCUGCGUAA
This is a messenger RNA of Fusarium musae, 888 nucleotides long. RefSeq names its product translation initiation factor eIF3 subunit g (gene TIF35). Bases 1 to 888 code for a protein of 295 amino acids. The transcript has 3 exons. Gene Ontology annotation, molecular function: RNA binding; translation initiation factor activity. NCBI's taxonomy places the organism in Eukaryota, Fungi, Ascomycota, Sordariomycetes, Hypocreales, Nectriaceae. The record is from RefSeq and is a predicted model, not a curated record. Gene Ontology annotation, cellular component: eukaryotic translation initiation factor 3 complex; cytoplasm.